CAGUACAUUCUGUUCCCAACACUCAAAGCACCAUGUUGCAUCUCUCUACGGUUUCGCUGCCGUUGCUGUUGCUGCUGCUCGCCGCGCUGGUCAACGCGGAGGUUGUUAACUUCCAUCUCUGCGCGGAUACUGUGGAUAUGUGCACCAUUGAUCAGGUGCGGGUGGAGCCCUGCGUUCAAGCGGAACGAAACGCGGCCUGCCACAUACGUCGACGCCAUCCGUCCAAGAUAUCCUUCGAGUUUACGCCCAAGUUCGAUGCAGACCGUCUGGAGGCUACCUUGGGCUGGGUGAAAAGUGAAACAGAGGAGCUGCCUUUGGUUACCAUGGAUCGUGAGGCCUGCAAGGCGACCCCCUGCCCGGUUAGGGCUGGUGUUCAGCAAACCUACACACUGACUGCGCCCGUUGAGGCCAAGUUCCCCCUUAGUGCCUAUACUAUACGCUGGGCCCUGACGGAUCCCGUUACCUCCAAACGCUGCUGCUUCACCCAUGACAUCAAGGUGGUGCGCUAAUUCUUAUACAAUACUAACGAGCUACGUACAUACUAACAUAUAUAUAGGAACGAAAUUGUAUUAUAUUGGUCAUGCAACUCGUUUAUAUAACAAUAAAAAUUAAAAUAUAAAAAUCCGUAAGGUUAACUUGCAACCAUAA
Molecule: messenger RNA, 648 nt
Organism: Drosophila virilis
Lineage: Eukaryota; Metazoa; Arthropoda; Insecta; Diptera; Drosophilidae
Biological process (GO): sterol transport
Molecular function (GO): sterol binding
Source: RefSeq, a predicted model, not a curated record